Molecule: messenger RNA, 3551 nt
Organism: Lingula anatina
Lineage: Eukaryota; Metazoa; Brachiopoda; Lingulata; Lingulida; Lingulidae
Product: chloride channel protein C
Biological process (GO): chloride transport; transmembrane transport
Cellular component (GO): membrane; intracellular membrane-bounded organelle
Molecular function (GO): chloride transmembrane transporter activity
Source: RefSeq, a predicted model, not a curated record
GCGCCCUCUUUCUAAAUAAAAAUACAAAUACUGAGCUGAAAGUGUUGGUAAAUGUAACUUAUGCAGUGUAAUUCAGUCGGUUGAUCUUCCUAGUAUAUAUAUAGUAGAUGUACCUGUAUAAGUCUAUGAUGGACUGACUGUGAGAAACAGAACAAUGGAGGAAGAGAACCUAACACAAAACAACCGCGUCCCUAGCCCAGAGCCCCCGUCUGAUGCCAGUGAUAUUACAACCAAUGGAAGCCAGUUACGGCAUCGCGAGAGACGAACUAGCUCCAGUCAGAGACGGCUGGCCAAAUAUGGGUCAACACAUGAACCGCCGAAAGAUGACGCUGUUUUUUAUCCUCAGGAUGAUAAACAUUCCUUCUUUGCUAAGGGCCGAGAUAUCGAGAGUGUUUAUACCACCCACAAGUAUACAGAGGAGGAGAAAAAAACACUGGCCACAUUUGAAAGUAUGGAUUAUCUUCCAUCACACAGUGAAGUCUACAAACACUGGCUCAGGAGACAACCAAAGAGACAGGACUGGGAUCGCUGGAUCAUGAUGGGUCUGAUCGGGUUUUCCGUGGGUUUCCUGGGUUUCUUGCUCCACCAGUUGAUAGACCUGGUCUCGGAGACUAAGUGGGAGAAAGCCAGAGACUUUGUGGCUGAUGACAAGAUGCUGGAAGCCUGGGGCUGGUGUCUGGGCUACAGUCUCAUAUUUGUGGUAGCUGGCUCUGCAUCUGUUGUGUUCCUCCGUCCUAGCGCUGGUGGCUCAGGAAUUCCGGAGCUGAUUGGCUUUCUGAACGGUGCUGUCGUACGCCACAUCUUCAACGUGAAGACGCUGGUGAUCAAAUUCUUCUCCGCCAUGUGCGUAGUUGGUGCAGGGAUGCCUGUAGGACCAGAAGGACCCAUGAUACAUCUGGGGAGUCUGGUGGGGGCAGGUCUCAGCCAGUUUAAGUCAGACACACUCAAGGUUCGCCUGCCAUUCUUCGAAAGAUUCCGUAACUCUGAAGAUAGGCGGAAUUUCAUAUCUGCUGGGGCUGCAGCGGGGGUGGCCUCAGCAUUUGGGGCCCCAGUGGGGGGUCUGCUAUUCUCCAUGGAGGAGGUGUCCUCUUUCUGGAACAUGAGACUGUCAUGGCAGAUCUUUUUCUGCUCUAUGGUGUCCACGUUUACGACGGACUUGUUUAAUUCUGCAUUUAAAGGUUUUAAAUAUCAGGGCAAAUUUGGACUGUUUCGUAGCGACCAGUAUAUUUUAUUCCAGGUAACAGAAGGCCUGGAUGUGAACUUGCUCGCCUUUAUUCCUGCCGCCAUCUUGGGCGUUAUUGGAGGAAUUCUUGGAGCCAUGUUUACCUUCAUUAACCUAAAAAUUGCCAGAGGGCGGAAGAGAUUAUUGUCAAAUAUUAAAAAUCAGGGUCUACAGAAAUGUGUAAGACUGCUGGAACCCAAUAUUAUUAUGAUAAUAUUUGCCACAGUGUCUGUGUUUUUACCUGCUGCAUUCAGUUGUACAAAGAUCAGUUGUGUACCUGGUGGCAGUCCUGAAGACAGGCCUUACUGUGUUGACAUGGAUGCUAGUAACCCCCUUCAGAUGUACAACUGUCCUAAAGGAAUUUCAUUUACAGAGGGAAAUACAACUUGGACCAACAAGUCUUUUAAUGAAAUUGCCACCUUGCUCUUUGUGUCAGGUGAGAGAGGGAUCCAUCACUUAUUUUCUAGGAACACACACCUGGAAUUUGGUUAUGCCUCUCUCUUCACGGUGCUCCCUAUCUACUUCCUGAUGGCGUGCUGGGCCGCAGGGACCUCCAUAUCUAGUGGUCUGGUGGUGCCUAUGCUGUAUAUAGGAGGUCUAUAUGGUAGGAUUGUAGGGCGUGGGAUGGUGGAUUUAUUUGGCGUCCACACCUCAGAUGCUGGCUACUGGUCCUGGAUGGACCCUGGGGCCUUCGCCCUGAUUGGGGCGGCGUCUUUCUUUGGAGGCGUCUCCAGACUGACCAUGUCCUUGACUGUUAUAAUGAUGGAGAUCACCAAUGACAUUCAGUUUCUCCUUCCCAUCAUGGUGGGCAUCAUGGUGGCCAAGUGGGUGGGAGAUUUCGUGACUCACCCUCUGUAUCACGCCCUCCUGGAGCUGAAAUGUAUCCCGUUCCUGAACACGGAGCCUGUGGUGGUACAUGAAGGAAGAGACGUACUUAACCUUGACCUCUAUGGGGCCAAAGACGUGAUGACCCCUGACCCCGUAGUGCUGCACGUCCACGAGCCAGUGCAGAAGAUUGCACGUUAUCUGCUGGACACGACGUAUGGGGGCUUCCCCGUCGUAAAAAAGGCUAAAAAUGGAGAGCUGGUAUUUCAUGGGCUGAUCACAAGGUUAGAGCUGACGGUGCUUCUGAUGCAUGAGGAGGCGUUUGACCCGCCACCCGAGGACGAAGAUGUGGUCGAGCAGGAAGUUACAUGUGUAGACUACGAGGCCUUAACACUGGACAAGUUGUCUGACCCAGCCAGAACUCAGGAGAGGUUACAACAGUACCUAGAUGAAGACAGAUAUGCCAGGUUAUAUGUCAACUUGCACCCGUACACUAACCAAUCAGCUGUCAGCAUCAGGGCCUGUUUCUCCCUCAACAGAACAUACAUCAUUUUCCGAACUUUGGGUCUACGUCACAUGACAGUCAUUGAUGAACAAAACCAUGUCAUGGGAAUCAUAACGCGGAAAGACUUAAUGGGGUUCAGUUUAGAAGAGAGGCUGUCAACAGUUAUCGAACAAGAGCGGGCAAGAGAGAGAGGGGCGGAAGUAGAGAUGACGCUGACAGUUGCAUAAGUUAUGAUUACUAUGAAAGUAAUCAGUGAAAUGAAAUCCUCUAAAUGCAGUCUAUGCAAAAAAUUUUUGGACAGCAGGGAUCAAAAAUCUUUUGACCAAAACCAGAAACAGUGUCCAGUUAUUCAAUACUUCAAUACAAGUUUGCUGUCUCAGCUUUUAUUCUAAUGACCCCUUGCAGUAGGGUUGGUGCUGUUAUGCAGUAAAUCAUCUCUAGUCCAGAUUAAUCUUUCAUUAGGAAUUAUUUGCUCUUCUAAGAACGGGAUUUGAAUGAAAGUAUAUCUACAGUCAUGAAAUAACUUAAAAUAACCCAUUUAGCUAUUUUACCCAUUAAGCUAUUUUUCCCCCAAAGUCCCUUUUCUCAAAAUGUGAACUAUAUUUCCAUAUGUAUAUUUUGAAUAUGUAAAUUUUAAUGACUUACAGUUUAUUGGUCCAAUCUCUUUACUGUAAGAGAAAUGAUAUUAUGACAUUGUUCUCAGAAGGGAAAAUAUAUGUCAUAUAAGUUGGUGACAGACUUGAUGAGAAAUGAUAUUUUGUAAUAUUUUUACCAUGUAUUAAGUUUUUUUUUAAUUGACAAGGACCAGGAGGAUAAUAGAAAAGGAAGUGCCAAAUUAGUGAAUUCCCCUAUUAACUAGUAUUCUUGAUACCAAUUAAUGAAAUACCUUGACCUAAGCGUAUUUUUCUACUUGGAUAGACUUGGUUUACGCCAGGUAGUUUGGGAUUAACUACCUGCAUAACGAUGUGAAGAUAGUUAUAAAUCUAAAUAAAAUAUGGU